GGUCUCUGGAUGCCAACACAGCUUUCUCAGCUGCUGCUACUGCACGUACACACAGGGGAAACUCUGCAGUGACUGGAUCCAACUUACCUGAGAAUGAGCUGUCCAACCUGUCACAUUUGCCAUCUCUCUAAGUGUUGCUUCUACAAUGGAAUAGUUUAGAAUGAAAGUUCUGCAAUACGAACAUAUACCUGGGAAAGAUAGAACCUGUUUCUUCAUCAGAGGCUUUGGAAUCUUCUAGAUUGCAGAUACUCUGUCUGCGGAGAGUUUAUUUCCCUUUGCAGAAAUGUCAUGACCCAAGACUCUCACUUCUUGCUGUAUAUAUCUUGCUGUACAUUAGCAGGAAUGUAGCAAAACAUGGAGGUGAAAGCAGCGGUCUGUUUAUUUAAAUGUGAAAGUGCAAUAAAAAUAUGUCGUCACUAAAAUCAAUGAAUAAUCGUGAUAAAUAAUCGGGAUUAACAUUUUGGCCAUAAUCGUGCAGCCCUAAUAUAUACCCGUCAGUAUAUAUCUUAGUUUUGAAGCGGUGAUCUAAGAAACACCAAUAUCUCUGCCGUCGCAGAGGCGAAGUUCCUGGAACUUCUUAUAAGAAUUCACUUCAUGUAAUACUUCUCUCAAUGUAAUAUACGCAUUUCUUAUAUCAUUGACUCCCUUCCCUAGAGACAGCAGUACACAGUGACUUCAUAAAAUUCUAAUUCUAAUUCUAAAUUCUUGAUGAUUCAUACCAGUCACUGUUAAGGCUGCAUCCUUCUUUCGCUCUGCACAACAAAGGGUAAAUCGCCUUCGCGUCAACACAGACUUCAGAGUGAAACUUUUCCACGAGCGUCCUCCGGUUUGCUUGUUGUCCAGAAAAGCUGAAAAGACUCGCGCAGCCCACCCAGGGAUGCCAAAUUGUCGUGGAAAAUAGACAACACUCGCAAACUCAUCCUCUGAAGCAUAGGCAGGAUGGCAGAGAGCACAGAUGUGGACCAGCUGCUAAGUGCCUUUAAGAAGUUUGCUAUCCAUGGAGACACCAAAGCCACAGGGAAGGAGAUGAACGGCAAAAACUGGGUCAAACUCUGUAAAGACUGCAAAGUUAUUGACGGCAAAAAUGUCACGUCCACCGAUGCAGAUAUUGUCUUCACUAAAGUCAAGGCAAAGUCAUCUCGGGUCAUCACUUAUGAGGAGUUUCAGAAAGCUCUGGAAGAACUGGCCCUGAAGAGGUUCAAAGGUCAAAGCAAGGAAGAAGCAUUGCAGGCCAUACACAAGCUGAUUGAGGGCAAGGAACCUACCAAUGUUGGUGUUACGAAAGUGGCGAAGAGCGGAGCAGUGGACAGACUAACAGACACCACUAAGUACACAGGCUCUCACAAGGAACGCUUUGACGAGAGUGGCAAAGGCAAAGGGAAAAGCGGCCGCGAGGAGCUUGUAGAGAACACUGGCUAUGUAGCAUCAUACAAGAAUGCUGGGUCUUACGAUGAGAAGACCAAAUCCAAGUGAAGGUCGCAAGGCUGGUGGAACGUGUGAGGAAUCAGGAAGAGCUCCAUUUCCAUCAGCACUUACAUCUGGACCAAAGGCAGACCUGAACUUUGUCAUGGUGGAAGCCAGUGAAUGUCAGGAAAUUAUGUAAACAGCUGUGUCUGGGGUCUCCGGAUGCAGUUAUUUAAAUGCAUCAAUGUUACUGUUUUGUCGUUUUAUGAUGUUUCUGUACAAUGUGUCUUCAAAUGUUAACGCAUCUUUCUAAAUCUGGUCAAUUUUAACAUUCAUACCAAAGCUAAUUAACUAAUUAAAGUAAAUAAAAUAAAAUAAAUAAAUGUCAAAACA
This is a messenger RNA of Ictalurus punctatus (channel catfish), 1797 nucleotides long. It is a transcript of the gene tppp3, whose product is annotated as tubulin polymerization-promoting protein family member 3. The record is from RefSeq and is a predicted model, not a curated record. Gene Ontology annotation, cellular component: microtubule. The coding region runs from base 940 to 1473 and encodes 177 amino acids. Lineage: Eukaryota; Metazoa; Chordata; Actinopteri; Siluriformes; Ictaluridae. Gene Ontology annotation, biological process: positive regulation of protein polymerization; microtubule bundle formation; microtubule polymerization. Gene Ontology annotation, molecular function: tubulin binding. The transcript is spliced from 4 exons.